Messenger RNA from Dibothriocephalus latus, 792 nucleotides. Lineage: Eukaryota; Metazoa; Platyhelminthes; Cestoda; Diphyllobothriidea; Diphyllobothriidae. The record is from the annotation of a GenBank genome assembly.
AUGGACAGUCUUGCACUGCCAUCAGAUGACGUCCAAUCCCAGGAACUCAAACGGUGGCUCCUUCGCCUGAAGUAUUCAUUUAUUCUUCGCCAACGACGUGCUGGCAAACUCCCCAGACGACGACGCCCACAGCAGCACAGUACGCUAAUUUCCAACCGUUGUCUUCAUCUCAAUGUCCUCCUUGGUUUGGCGGCAUCAGCCUAUUUUUUGUCCGGCAAGAAUCCCACACUGGAGCAGUUGCUUGAAGAAAGUGGUCUUCAGUCCGUUGAACAAAUCUUCACAGAACAAAGUCGACCGGACAAAACUCUGAAGGCCAGCGAUAUUAGCAGGCAGGAAGCACUGUCAGCCCUCUCUGCCGAUGCCCGCUUGCAGCAGUUCAAUUCGACUUGCGACCCGGACUCCCGUCUAUACCAGGGCCAAUUCCUUUCCUCGAGGACGCCUGUGCCUCCUCCUCCUCCUCCUCUUCCCUCCGCGACAUCUUUGCCGCCAGCUUGCGCUUCCCAAUCCUCACUUCCACCCAAGACGGUCAUAUUUGACAGUGUCAGUUUGUUCGUUGAGCGGAUUGAAGACAACAAGCAGAGCAUUUGGAUUCUUUCCGUGAAAAAUUCCGCCGCGUCCACUCAACGGCGCUCAGCCCCUCUUGCUGCGCAUGGACGGAAACGGACUACCUGUUCCCAGACUGAUGAAUCAUCGGUUCCAGUCACUGCCACCACUUGGGGUCAUCUUGUGCGCCGGUUUGCGGCCUUUGAAAUACGCUUCGGCAUCCUGUUGUGUGACAAACUUGAUGAGUAA